UUAAAAACUGCUAAGGUCUUACAGGAGAACAACUUUGGGAACACAUUUCAAACUGGAUUUCAAAGCCUCACCUGCUGUCAUGGCACCAAUUCUACUUAACUGUAUGGGCAAUGACCACAAUGACUAUAUCAAACAACUAGUCCAAGUGAAAAAUCCCAACUUGGACACCAUGGAGGAGGAUAUCCUCUACCACUUCAGCUUGGGCACCAAGACUCACAACCUUCCAGAAAUGUUUGGAGAUAUCAAGUUCGCGUGUGUUGGAGGCAGCGCGAAUCGAAUGAAGGCUUUCGCUCAGUUUAUCCACAAGGAGCUGGAACUGCCUGGAAACCCAGAGGAAAUCAUAGACAUCUGUGAGGGAACUGAUCGCUACUGCAUGUACAAAGUGGGACCUGUGCUCUCUAUAAGUCACGGCAUGGGUGUCCCUUCCAUCUCCAUCAUGCUGCAUGAGCUCAUCAAACUGCUGCACCACGCUCAGUGCCGGGAUGUGGUUCUGUUACGUCUUGGAACAUCUGGUGGAGUCGGUCUGGCUCCAGGCACAGUGGUUGUCACGGAUAAAGCCGUGGACUACUCCUUCCGCGCCCAGUUUGAGCAGGUGGUUCUGGGUAAAGUCAUCACCAGGAGCACUGAGCUGGACGAGGGGGUAGCCAAUGAGCUUCUGCAGUGCUCCUCCGAGCUUCAAAACUUUCCUACAGUGAUUGGAAACACCAUGUGCACACAUGACUUCUAUGAAGGUCAAGGACGACUUGACGGCGCCCUCUGCUCCUUCUCUAAUGAAGACAAACUUGAGUAUCUGAGGAAAGCUUACGAUGCCGGAGUGAGGAAUAUUGAAAUGGAGUCCACUGUCUUUGCUGCAAUGUGCCGUGUCUGUGGCCUGAAAGCCGCAGUGGUCUGUGUCGCCUUGCUGAACCGAUUUGACGGAGACCAGAUCACCUCCACUCACGACGUCCUGGUGGAGUACCAGCAGAGACCCCAGGUCCUGGUGUCCCACUUCAUCAAGAAACGCCUGGGACUGAUUGUCUGAAACCGUAACCCAACACCUGCCUCCCAAAUAGAGUGUAUAUAGCUGAUAUGUGGAUAUGUAUAUAUUGAACUUGUUCAUAUGUGUAUUAGACACUUAUUUAAAGAUUAAGCUUAAAUAUGAAGUAUUUUGCUUGUGUAUAGUAUCUAUUGUGUCUUUUAAUAUAUGAUGCUCUGGUAUUUAUGUAUGGUUACAUUAAUUUUCUAAAGAAUGUGUUCUGUAUGUUUAUUUUAAAUACUUGACUUUAAUGGUAAGUUGAGAAAUAGUUAGCCUCCAUUAGAGGUUUGCAAACCUCUUGUUGAAUGGGAUGUAUGCAUUAGUCCUUAGUGCUUUCUCUUAUUAUACAAUAAGAUUAUUUUAACCUUACUUCAAUGUAUUUCAGUGAUGAAUGUGCUAUCAGAUGAACAGAGAAAUGGAUCAUGUAUAAUUACAUCUGCCACAGAAGCAUGUUUUUGCAAAUGCAAACAUCCUGAAAGUAACAUAAGCGGUCAAUAUAUAUUGAUAAAUGUGCAGAGGUCAUUUUUAUUUGUUGAAGUUACAUAUUUAUCAUCAAUCGGUGAUACUGUAUGAUAUUGUAUUUCCCAUGAGAUGCUGUAGAGUUCAAUAAAAAAAAUGUCAAUAACA
Notothenia coriiceps (black rockcod) is the source of this 1642-nucleotide messenger RNA. It is a transcript of the gene upp2, whose product is annotated as uridine phosphorylase 2. The transcript is spliced from 7 exons. Lineage: Eukaryota; Metazoa; Chordata; Actinopteri; Perciformes; Nototheniidae. The record is from RefSeq and is a predicted model, not a curated record. The coding region runs from base 80 to 1021 and encodes 313 amino acids. Gene Ontology annotation, cellular component: cytosol; cytoplasm. Gene Ontology annotation, molecular function: uridine phosphorylase activity. Gene Ontology annotation, biological process: uridine catabolic process; nucleotide catabolic process.